Messenger RNA from Scleropages formosus (Asian bonytongue), 2723 nucleotides. RefSeq names its product tigger transposable element-derived protein 1-like. NCBI's taxonomy places the organism in Eukaryota, Metazoa, Chordata, Actinopteri, Osteoglossiformes, Osteoglossidae. The record is from RefSeq and is a predicted model, not a curated record. Gene Ontology annotation, cellular component: nucleus. The coding region runs from base 238 to 2079 and encodes 613 amino acids. The transcript has a single exon. Gene Ontology annotation, molecular function: DNA binding.
UAAGCAAAUGAUUAUCUUCAGAGCAAUAUACAUGUCAGAGAAAAUUACAAAGAGUGCGUUACAUCAACAGGAGGAGAGAUCGCAGAUACGUGAUUCUAAAGUACAGUUAAUUUCUCACAUUUCACCAUAGGAACCAGUUCCUUUUUCUUCGGUCUUGGUUUGUACUUGCUACCAAUCAGUUUCUAAACAUUUUCAUUCUUUCAGACAUUUUCUUGUGUUUGUGACUUUAGUCAUACUAUGAUCAUGACUGGAAAGAGGCACACAGAUGCUAAGAUUACACAACCCAAGCGGAAGCGUACAAAAAUUGAUUUAGAGAUGAAAAUGAAAAUGAUAAAGAAAUAUGAAGGUGGACAGAACUUAUCGGCAAUAGCGCGUGAACUUGGUCUGUCGGUGUCAACAGUGAAUACAAUUGUAAAAAAUGCUGACUGUAUCAAAGAGCGUGUGAAAGGAUGUGCCCCUUUAAAGUCAACAAUAAUAACGAAACGGCAUUCCGGGGCUAUUUAUGAAAUGGAAAAGUUAUUGAUGAUGUGGAUGGAAGACCAAAUCCGAAAAUGUGUCCCAUUAAGCCUAAUGAAUAUUCAAGCAAAGGCUAGAAGUCUUUAUGAAGAUAUAAAGGGAAAGUAUCCAACUGCUUGUCAGUCAUUUGUGGCAAGUAAUGGAUGGUUUUACCGUUUCAAGAAUCGUGUUGGUCUUCAUAACAAAGUUAGUGGUGAUGCUGCUAGUGGUGAUGUAGCAGCAACUGAAAGCUUUUCUGCCAUGUUGAAGGAAAUAAUCAAAGAAGGGGGUUAUUUGCAGCAACAGAUUUUUAAUGUAGAUGAAACUGGACUGUUCUGGAAGAAAAUGCCGUCUCAGACAUGUAUUUCUGAAGAAGAAAAAGAAAUGUCAGGAUUCAAAGCUGGAAAAGAUAGACUGACUCUGUUGCUUGGGUGCAAUGCUUCUGGUUGCUGUAAGGUUAAACCACUGCUUGUCUAUCAUUCAGAAAAUCCACGUGCAUUGAAGGGCAUCAGUAAGGCAACUCUCCCUGUUUAUUAUCGGUCAAAUCCAAAAGCAUCUGUUACUGUUGCAAUUUUUGAGGACUGGUUUUUUAACUGUUUCAUCCCUGAAGUUGAGAAAUAUUGCAGGGAGAAAGGCAUUCCCUUCAAGAUUUUGCUUAUUCUCGACAAUGCUCCCGGUCAUCCUGCUCAUUUGGACGAUUUUCAUCCGAAUGUUAAAGUCGUGUUCCUUCCAUCCAACAACAACACUUUGCUCAUCCAGCCGAUGGAACAGGGUGUGAUGGCAAACUUCAAAGCGUAUUAUUUGCGCGCGACUUUUGCGCAGGCAGCAGCUGCUCUGGACAGAGAUCCUAAUCAAAUGGUCAGAGACUUUUGGAAGUCGUACAGUCUUUACCACGGUAUUCUAAACAUUGCAAAGGCAUGGCAAGCGCUUUCACAGAAUUGUUGUAUUUCUGCUUGGAAAAGCUUGUGCCCGCAGUUUGCGUGUUGCUUCAAUGGUUUUGAAAAGGAUGAGACUUGUGAGGAAGUCGCUGAAAAAAUUCUGAAGCUUGCUGAGCAGUUGGAAUUAGACGUUGAUGGAAAUGAUCUUGAAGAAUGGAUUGAAUCGCAUGGACAGGAAUUAACCAGUGAAGAUCUGCUUGAAUUAGAAGCAACAAAAGUUGCAGAAAUUCAAGCUGAGGCAUCGGAAGAGCCGGAAGAGGAACCAAAACGUUUCAUUACCAAAGAAAUGUCGACAGCGUUCCUUGAGAUUGCGUCAGGAAUGGCACGAUUAGAGAAAAUGGAUCCCAAUGCCUCACGGUUCUUCAAAGCCCAAAGAGGCGUGGAUGAGUCCUUAGCCUGUUAUCGAGAGAUUUACGAGAACAAAAGAAAAACAGCUGAUCGGUCAUCUAACUUCAUAAGGAAGACUGAAUGCACAAGUCAGCCAGCCAUUUCGCAGCCUUCCACAUCGCACAAGACGUGCACAGCCUCAGCUAUUCAAGUUGAAGUCUAUCCUGAGGAUGAUCAUAAAGGAGGAGACAUUGCAAGAAGUAACAUAUCAUCAUCAUCCAGCACCUAUGUUCUUUUUCCACCACAACUAAAAUUUUGAAAAUAGUGAGCAACAAAGAUACAUAAAUUUUGUUUAUAUUCCAUUACAUCAUUAUAAGGCUCACAUUUGUCAGUGCAUCAUGUGAAACACCAAUAAAAAUAUCUUCUUAAAUAUGUACUGUACUGUAGAUUUGUAAUUUUUAUAUUUAUACUAAUUGAACUUAAGUUUAUGCGUGUUUCUGUGAAAGAAAUUGAGAGCAAUAACAGCUUCCACAUGUUUGUUGACAUUAAUACAUUGUACACAUGCAUGCCUAGCCUGUGGGGUACAGUUAAUGGAUGGGUGGUGGGAUCAGUUUCAGCGUACGUAAAUUUCUAGUUGCGUAACGUUUUCCAGAACAGAUAUGUUGCGCAACUCAAAGUGUAUCUGUGCUUACGAGAUGUAAGCUUUGUUCAGCAGGCUGUCACUAAUGGAAUCGGUAGAAUCCUUGGGUGGAGAGAUGUUCACAAAAUAUCUGAUUAGGGCUGCAGAUAGUGUACUGAUUAGAACUGCUGCCUUGCAAUCAAAGGGUCAAGGCUUGAAGCCCUUGAACAAGGUACUUAAUGUAAGUAAAAACAAUGACACUGUAUCAAUGGUCAAUUAUUAUAAUCACACACACAUUUUCCAAACCGCUUGUCCCAUACGGGGUCGCGGGGAACCGGAGCCUA